Molecule: messenger RNA, 1331 nt
Organism: Rosa rugosa (rugosa rose)
Lineage: Eukaryota; Viridiplantae; Streptophyta; Magnoliopsida; Rosales; Rosaceae
Product: TPR repeat-containing thioredoxin TDX
Exons: 10
Coding region: 52-1146 (364 amino acids)
Molecular function (GO): Hsp70 protein binding; protein dimerization activity
Source: RefSeq, a predicted model, not a curated record
CCAAAAGCUGCUUCCACAAACUAGAAGGCGAUUCUAGAGUGACAGAGAAGAAUGGAUGCUGCCAAAGUAGCCGAGCUGAACGAGUUCAUCACUAAAGUCAAGUCAAACCCGUCAAUCCUUCACUACCCUUCUCUUGCUUUCUUCAAGUCCUAUCUCCAAAGUCUCGGUGCUCGAAUCCCAACAGACCCAAAAAUGGAAACUAAAGAACAGUUUGAUGAUGACAUUGUUGAAUCUGAUAUUGAGUUGGAUGAUGCUGAUGUUGUGGAGCCUGAUAAUGAUCCUCCACAACAGAUGGGAGACCCAUCAGUUGAAGUUACAGAAGAAAUGCAGGAUGCUGCGCAAUUGGCGAAAUCGAGAGCUAUGGAUGCUGUUUCUGAAGGUAAACUGGAUGAGGCCAUAGAUCAUAUAACGGAAGCCAUCAUGUUGAAUCCAACUUCAGCCAUACUAAAAGCAUCCAGAGCUAGUAUCUUUGUCAAAUUGAACAAACCAAAUGCGGCAAUUCGUGAUGCUAAUGCAGCUAUAGAGAUCAACCCGGACUCAGCAAAAGGAUAUAAAAUAAGAGGAACUGCAAAGGCUAUGUUGGGCCACUGGGAAGAAGCAGCAAGUGACCUGCAUAUAGCAUCCAAACUAGAUUAUGAUGAGGAGAUUGGUUUGGUGCUUAAAAAGGUUGAACCUAAUGCUCGAAAAAUUGAAGAGCAUCGCAAAAAAUAUCAACGGUUGCAUAAAGAGAGGGAGAUGAAAAGGGCUGAACAUGAGAGACAGAGGCAAGCUGAAGCUCGAGAACGGGAUGCUUUGUCUGCUCUUAAGGAUGGGCAAGUUAUUGGUAUACAUGCGGCCAGUGAACUUGAGACGAAAUUGAAUGCUGCUUCAAGGACAUCGCGCCUUGCAAUCCUGUACUUCACCGCGACAUGGUGUGGUCCUUGCCGUAUGAUAUCUCCAGUAUAUACAAGCUUAGCUGAAAAGUACCCAAAAGUAGUUUUCACGAAAAUUGACAUAGAUGCAGCAAGAGAUGUGGCUGCAAGCUGGAAUAUCAGCAGUGUUCCAGCCUUUUUCUUUGUAAGAAAUGGCAAGGAGAUUGACAAGGUUGUGGGUGCUGAUAAAGCUGUGCUAGAAAAGAAGAUUGCACAAUAUGCAGCCUCAGCGUAACCUAAUCCUUAUGCAAGGCUGUUUGCUACUGUAUGGUACUUUCUACAGUCAUAGUUUGUUCUAAUCGAAGGAGAUGCGACUCUUGUUCUAGUCCUAGUCAAAUAACUAAAUAAAGUAUCUCCUAAAGUUGCUAAUGCGUACAUUUUACUGGAAAUAAAAUUUUGCUUUCUGGGCCAGUUGGAUUA